This is a messenger RNA of Phycodurus eques (leafy seadragon), 1932 nucleotides long. RefSeq lists its product as uncharacterized. The transcript has 11 exons. NCBI's taxonomy places the organism in Eukaryota, Metazoa, Chordata, Actinopteri, Syngnathiformes, Syngnathidae. Gene Ontology annotation, molecular function: calcium ion binding. The record is from RefSeq and is a predicted model, not a curated record. Bases 10 to 1932 code for a protein of 640 amino acids.
UACAAAAAAAUGUUUGCUGGGAAAGCAGCGACGCUUAUAAGUCAAGCGCUCGUCUUCAGCUUCGUACUCGGACUUCUGGGGACCUGCUGCAGGGCGCAACUACAGGAAGAGGACAAAGCCAAACAAUUCUCUGGGACGACAGGUGAAGGGGGCGGAGCUUUCUUCGCCCUGAGGAGCUGCCACCAGAGUCUGGGCGGUGACGGCGGCGAAUUCUUUUCUCCUGACUAUGUUUGCGCCAACCCGCCGCUGUGGUGCAACUGGACCAUCCGGGCCCACGCCGGCAUGCGGGUCCACCUGCACCUGCAGGACCUGACCCCUGACGAGGAUUGCCACCUGAAGCAGGACCAAAUACACGUGGAUGAACCCCCCGGACCCUCUGCCGGUCACCGGGUACUGCGGGGGUGCUGGCACGAGGCCACGUACACCUCCCGCUCCGACACGCUGUACGUGGUUCUGCUGAUUGGUGGUGGCCCCGCUCAGCAGUACCGAGGAUUCUACGCACGCUACCGCACCUUUGGACCUCCAAUGGCCUAUCACCCGCCAGAUGGCAUCUCUGGGCAGGAAGGGAAGCGGAACAGUCAGAUCUGGGAUGAGUUUGGAGCGAUGAUUGCAGUGGAGCGCGAGCGGCAUCCCACGGCGACCGCUGCCGUGUUUCCCUUGUCGGAUCCUCCCGAUAAAGCUGCCGACUCGUCUGUGGACCCAGAUGCACACGCGCCGUCGUGGUUGGAGACCAUGCCGCCAUCAGAGUCCCCACACGGGACCUCCUGGGCAGAAAGAGGCGCCCCCCGAAUGCUCUCGGACCCGUCCGACCUUGCGCGACCGUCGCACGAGCUUCUGAACAGACCUCCCGGCAGCUCCCUUCACAUCUUGAACGCCAAACGCAGGGACGCCGACCCAGGUCCAAAUCUGCCGGAAGAUGAACAGAAAUCAUUCGAAGCAGGAGAAAAAAACAUGGAGGCCAAGGAGACACCCUCAUUAUCAUCACCUGAAGAAGAACCGGGGUGGACUCUUCCACACCCCAACAUUGUGGAACCGCUUUCGGACCACAGAGGGAAGUUGAAUGUCUGGAACGCUUCUCAAGUUCUACACGAGCCCGGUGAUCGGCUGUUUGAAGUGUCCGUGGAGGUCCAGCUCAGUCAGGACCAGAACCAGGACCAUUUGGACGAAUUGCUGAUGAAGUCUGUCAAGGCUCUGGUCCUCAAACAUCUGGACGGGCUUCGCAUCCCACUCAGCUUGACCUUCAAAAGAGUUAAAAGGCUUCGUGCGGGCUUUCUGUAUAUAAUGUGGCUCAACGCUGGUCGUGGGCGUGCUCACGUGUACGCUGGCGUGCACCAGGACCUGCACAAGCUGGUCGGUAGCGCCGUUGCCCGAGCCGGGAACCUGCAACAUGGUGUCAUCGCUUCAGUCUCCAUUGGAGACGUCAACGAAUGUGGAACGCAGUUGGCGCUGUGUGACGUUAAUGCUGACUGUUUGGACCAGUUUGGCUCUUACUGGUGCCGCUGCAAAGACGGCUUCCGGGACGAGUCGCACUUGGGACCCAGAGGAACCGUGUGUGUGGACCACAAGCCUGCAGGUUGCACUUCGGGCCCGUCUGCCGAGACCAAAGCCGUGUACGUGCUCUUCUUCCUGCUCAGCUCGCUGCUGCUGACGUCGCUGGCGGCGGCGUGUGCGCUCUAUCGCCGCCACCGCCGGGGGGCCUUCUUGCUCGCGGGCCGGGACACGGCCCGAGCGGAUCGGGGCUAUGCCGACAACGCCUACGCCAGCCCCGCCGACUCGGACCUGCCACCGCCUCCGCCGCCCGCCAGGGGGCCGCGGGACGCUUGGACCCUGCAGAAGGAGCGACUUGCAGCUGUGGAUCUUCCGCUGCUUCGCUUCAGCCCGCUGACUCCGUCCGAUGUCUACACGGACCCACAAGAAGGUGGCAAGAAGUGA